Homarus americanus (American lobster) is the source of this 3464-nucleotide messenger RNA. Its product is annotated as protein obstructor-E-like. Gene Ontology annotation, cellular component: extracellular region. Lineage: Eukaryota; Metazoa; Arthropoda; Malacostraca; Decapoda; Nephropidae. Bases 59 to 1144 code for a protein of 361 amino acids. The transcript is spliced from 5 exons. The record is from RefSeq and is a predicted model, not a curated record. Gene Ontology annotation, molecular function: chitin binding.
AUGGGGUUCGGUCGUUGGUGUCGGCAGCCAGUCAGCAGUCAGCGCUCGGCAAGUGAAGAUGUACACAGUGGUGUUUCUCGUGGCAGGCGUGGCCCUCGUGGCGGGUGUUCCUCAAGGUGGGCAGUUCACCCCAGAGCAGGUCGAUGGAAACAACCCAUUCCCCCAAGAACCGCUUGGUGUGGAAGGGGAGUUCUCUCUCGGUGGGCAGACUGGUACAUUCCCUCAGGAAGAUCUUGGUGCAGGUGACGACUUCUCUUUAAGUGGAAGUGACAGACGCACCCCAGGUGGGCAGCAGGCAGGCUCCCAACGACCCCAUAAUGCACAACGUGUGGGUUCUCAGAGACCCCAAGGAGGGCAACGUCAGAGUCCCCAAAGACCAAUUGGAGGCCAACACGAUUCUCAAGGGUUUAUUUGUGUGAAAGACGGAGUGUACGAGGACCCUAAGCAGUGCGACAAGUACUGGGUGUGUGAGGGUGGGGUUGCUAGAUCCCUCUUUUGCGACGACGGUCUUGUCUUCGACAUCUUCAAGGCUAACGUCGGAAGUGCAGAUCCUUGCGAAUCUCCUUACGUCGUCGACUGUGGUGAAAGGCUGCUGCUGCAGGAAGCCACGUACCCAAGUAAGUACUGCCCACGAGCUAAUGGCAUCUACGCUGACCCGGAUCCCCAAGUCUGCUUCAGGUUCUUCACGUGUAUCCAGGGAUUAUCCACCCCAACAGAUUGCAUUACCGGACUCCACUUCGACGAGACGACUGGACUCUGCAACUGGCCAGACAGUGUCGGGAGGACAGAUUGUGUAGCUGAUAAAGCGAAUACCUGCACCAAUAACGGCGCCUUCUGCUGCACUGGGGAACAGGUCAUCAACAAUCAGGGUGUGCUGCUCCCUCACCCGACCUUCAUGGACGCAGAAGACUGCCAGAAGUUCUACGUCUGCCUCAAUGGUCAGACCCCACAGGAGUCGUCGUGUAGCCUGGGUCAGGUGUACAACGAUAAGACCAUGAUGUGUGACUUCCCAGAAAAUGUCCCAGACUGUGUUGGGUGGUACAGAAACCACCCAGACCUCGCUGAGUACUACUACUAUGACGACUCUGCCGCUAACGUCGACACAGGUGUUGAGGACACCCCCGGGGUAGAGAUCGUCUCCUGAAGAAGAGGGUGAAAGUCGAGGAGGAAGGAAAGGCGUAUUAAUGUGUCCAUCCCGCCUCCAUUAGUGUCUUAUACGAUGAAAUACUCCAAGAGUCCAAUAUAUGCCUAGAUAGGUCUCGCUGUUUAUAUAUUUACUUUUUAUCUAUAUAUGUAUAAGAUACAUUAGUUUUUUUUAUAUCAAUGUCCAACAGCGUGUCUCAUCACUGUGUUACGUCAGUAGGUUAUAUCAGCCUAUAACGUUUUUGUGUCACAACACUAACAUUCGUUGUUGUAAUUGCCCCUUUGAUGCGCUUCUGUGCGACGUGUGUGUUAAGAGACAUUUUUUUUCUCCAAUAUAUUUGCGUUUUUGUGUUCUGCUAUAGACGACAUGCUAUUUAGGCUGUGUUAUGAAGUGUUAUUCACCGUUAUUCGUCCUCUCAGUUGAAAACAUUUUAGCCAGGAUGAGGAACGUACCGAGCAUGAACGUUCCUGCACCUGUUGUGACUAAUAAUGACAAACGAAUGUACUGUUGUAUCAUAAUGCAUCUUAUUCAGUUCUUGUGGAAUCUGACAUCACUUAAUAUCUACUGUUUUCUUUACUCUUGGUGUCUUGUUCAUAGACCCGAUACUUAACAUCCGUUAACAUUUGGCAUGACUGAGACAAGUAAUGAUAACUUACUUCAGGCUGUACUUGUAGAACUUUUCAACUUUAUUGUCAUUUCUAUCAUGCCUGUAAGCUUUGGUGACUCUGCUAUUAACUAGACUAACAUCUACGUUACAAAAGAAAAAUCACAAAAUGUCUAAACUGUACCAGAACUUCCUUAUUUCCUGCUUUAUUAGUGUUUUAUUUUCGUAUCACCACUUUUCAGCUGACCAAGAGGCCGUUUCUUAUCUGAUGCAUAUCGCCUCACACAGCAUGCCAACAACCUUAUGCCAUUUCCUUUGCAGUGUGGGUUGGUACGAGAACAACCCACUCUUCGACGUGGCGUAUGAUGAUGCUGAUGGUGACGGUAUCAGAGACUUCGGGGAUCGCAGGGACUUUGCCCAGACCUCCGUCAACUAAUUGUGUGUGUGUGUGUGUGUGCUUGUAUGUCCAACACCUCCCUGCACCUACUUUUUUUUAUAUGUACUGUCGUCUUUGCAUUGCACCUACAACAUCCCCCUCCUCACCAUUUGUCCUUUGCAGCAUUCUUCCCCCCAUCAACUGUACCUUGCAACAUCUCCCAUCACAUGUCGUUUCGACAAUCUCCUUCUGUCACUGUGUCUCAUACUGGGAACAUUGCAUGACCUCCGUCAUUUAAAUUGUUUUCUUCGUAACUCUGUCACUUGCAUGAUUAAUUCUAAAUUCCUGUAUCACUGAGGCUCAAGAGUGGAGAUGGACUGUUAUACUUGUCAUACUAGCUACAUAUAGUUAUACUGCGAGUUAUAUAUCUAUAUACCUAAUUAUACUUGGUUGUAUCAUCAGUUAUUUUAGGAAGAGUUACUUGCUUUGAUAUUGCAAGAUGUAUCAUAUGUCUUUCAAGACGAGGCAGUGGAUUCCCUCGUUAUGUAGCUUAUCAGUGGACAGGAAUCCUUAAUAAUACUUCAGUUGUCUGUUAGCAAAUUAAGUCUUAAUUUCUCUGUCUUCACCACUAUGUACAAAUACAAGAGAGAGACCCACGUCUCAUGGCAGCCAAAUUUAUGUACUCUGUUUCAAUAUAAUAUAUAGUUAGUUCAGUUAGGGUUUUAUUGGUUUAAAUAAAUGAUUGUUUUAACAUUGGGUGUCUUGCUAAUGUUGACAUUAAGUGACGUGACUGAAAAGAACAGAUAAAAGAUUGAGAAGCUUUUGUUUAGUGAUGUCAUGUCAACAAGUAAGAGGAUCGGAGGAAUAUUAGCAUGGGUUGAUAUUCUCACAGUGAUGUGUGUAGUCGAGUCAGGUAAGAGUUGUGUUUAGUGGUCUACAAAAAAUAACCUUAAAACUCGUGUUCAUUUUGGCUUAGAUUAGUAGACUCAUAUUUUGUAUGGUAAAUUAUUCAGAUUUAACAUCAUAUUAGUUACAGUUAAUUUGAUGAUAAAUUGGGACCCAGGUAUGAGAGGAAGGAUUAUGAAUAUGAUAAUCUUAGACUUGCAGGAGUUUAUAGUUUCGCUCCUUGACUGGAGAAAUACGAUUGUUUUGGUUGUUUUGAAUGUUAAGUUUCACCAAGGCUCACCUUCUCUUAACACUGUCCAACCUAUGAUGUUCUCCUGCACACGGGCUUAAGAUUUUCUGCUCAAAAAAUUAUAUUGGAUAUUUAUAAGAUACAUUUUCUGUGUUGAGUUGUUUAAGAUUUUUAGUUUAUUUGUAAAUAAAAUGUAUUACUUGUA